Messenger RNA from Pezoporus occidentalis (night parrot), 1360 nucleotides. It is a transcript of the gene ASB16, whose product is annotated as ankyrin repeat and SOCS box containing 16. Lineage: Eukaryota; Metazoa; Chordata; Aves; Psittaciformes; Psittacidae. Gene Ontology annotation, cellular component: nucleus; cytoplasm. The record is from RefSeq and is a predicted model, not a curated record. Bases 1 to 1347 code for a protein of 448 amino acids. Gene Ontology annotation, biological process: regulation of barbed-end actin filament capping; intracellular signal transduction. Gene Ontology annotation, molecular function: protein binding. The transcript has 5 exons.
AUGGCCCAGGACACCUUCGCCUUCAGCUCCUCGGCGCUGCGGUCGCUGCGGCUGCAGCGGGAGCUGCUGGAGCAGGAGGAGCGGCGCCGGGCACUGGCUCGGGACCGGGCCACGCGCCGCAUCCUGCCCGAGCCCCCGCGGCCCCGGUGCUGCCGGGACCCUGCCGUGCACAACGCCCUGUACAGCGGGGACCUGCAGCGCGUCAAGAGCAUCUUCAGCGAUGAGAGCAGCGCCAACAUGGUCAUGGAGAUGGGCAGCGAGGAGCUGGUGUGGGCACCAGAGCAGGGGCUGUGGGUGCUGAGCCCCCGGCUCCAGCAGACCUCGGCGCUGCGCAUCGUGUGCGCCCGCGGCUUCGUGGCCUGCGCCCGGCUGCUGCUGCUGCGCGGGGCCGCGGUGGACGCGGUGGUGGGGGGCCGGGCCCCAUUGCACGACAGCGCGGCCGCCCCCGACCCCGCCUGCACCCAACUGCUCCUGGACUUCGGCGCCAACCCCAACGUGCUCAGCGCGGACGGCUGCGCCCCGCUGCACCUCUGCACCGCGCCCCACAGCCUGCGGUGCGCGGAGCUGCUGCUGGCACACGGGGCGCGCGUGGGGCUGGAGACGCGGGAGCGCCGCUUGACGCCUCUGCACGUGGCGGCGCGGCAGGGGCUGGCGGCGCACGUGGAGCUGUACCUGCACCACGGCGCCGACGCCUCGUGCCGCAGCCGCCAGGGCGAGACCCCGCUGAACGCGGCCUGCGCCGCCGCCGAGCACCGCGAUGCCGCCGAGCGCUACGGCCCCGUCUGCGAGCGGCUGCUGGCGGCCGGCGCCGACCCCAGCGCCGCAGGCCGCAAGCACCACGCGCCGCUGCACAACGCCUGCGCCAACGGGCAGGCCUGGCUCGUGCGGCUGCUGCUGCGCCACGGCGCCGACGCCACCGCCGCCAACUGCGCCGGGGACACCCCCUUGGACUGUGCCCUUCGCGCCGUCGAGGAGUACCAGGACCAGCGCCCCGAGGACACCAUCGCGCUGCUCCUCGACCACGGCGCCGGCCCCGUCCACCCCAAGAUGCUCAAGUUCUGCUGCCGGCACCCGCCGGCGCUGGAGGUUGUGCUCAACGCCUACGACCGCAUCCCCCCGGCCGAGGGCUGGGUGGACGCUGUGUCCCCGGAGCUGUGGGAGGAGCACCGGGAGUUCUACACCUCUGCCGUGCGCAUGGCGGGGGAGCCGCGGCGCCUGCAGCACCUCGCCCGCUGCGCCCUGCGCCGCAGCCUGGGCCCCCGCUGCCACGACGCCGUCCCCGCGCUGGCGCUGCCGCCCGCCCUGCGCCGCUACCUGCGGCUGCCCCUGCAGGGGCUCAUCCGCUGAGGGACCCCCGGGG